AUGAAGACUCGUACUAUAUUUGCCCUUCUUACGAGUGUUGCAUGUGCUAAACAUGCAGUCAAAACUGGUCUGGACGUUUUGAUCGAAAGCAAUUACACACAGCUGGCUGGCCGAAAAGUCAUUGUACUUACUAAUCCAACUGGCGUGACUCCAGAGUUGGAUCUUGGGGUUGAUGUGAUGUACAACUCUGGCGCCGUUGAUCUCGUUGGUGUCAUGGGCCCUGAGCAUGGUUUCAGGGGUACAGCCCAAGCAGGAGGCUCAGAAGGGACUUUUAUCGAUCCGGAGACUGGUUUGACAGAUGCGUACAAUGUCAACACGAGCACUCUUGUCAGUUAUAUCAAAGAAUCUGGGGCAGACACUGUGCUAUUUGACAUACAAGAUGUCGGAGCUCGAUUCUAUACAUAUACGUGGGCCAUGUAUGACACAAUGGUGGCUGCAGCCAUUUCAAAUGCGACAUUUGUUGUCGUAGACCGCCCAAACCCUAUCACAGGAUUGAAUGCAUUUGGUCCGGUACUCAAUGAGAGCUAUGCAUCUUAUGUUGGACGGCGUCCUAUUGCACAAGCCCAUGGCAUGACGACGGGCGAGCUGGCAUCGAUGUUUGUCGGAGAAAAGUGGAUUCAGGAAGCAUCCAACGGUUCAGACUUAAAUUUAGAGGUCCUUAAAAUGAAGGGGUGGAAGAGAUCGAUGACCUGGAAGGAUACUGGUCUUCCUUGGAUCAUGCCAAGUCCAAAUAUGCCGACUCCGGAUACAGCUCUGAUUUACCCUGGUGCCUGCAUGUUUGAAGGGACCAGCCUGUCCGAGGGACGUGGAACAACUCGACCAUUUGAAUUACUUGGCGGCUCCUUCACGAACGAGUCAUGGGUUGAUACAAUGCGAGCACUCAAUAUCACUAACACGAACUUCCGUACUGCUUGUUUCAGCCCGACAACAUCAAAAUUUCAGUCGCAGACCGUUUGUGGACUUCAAAGCUACAUCUUCCUUGAUUCAACCUCCGACUACAAGGACUUUGAUCCGGUGUUCCUAGGAGUGUCGUUGCUUUGGAGCGCCAAACAUUUAUACACUGUGGGAGGCAACGACACAGGGUUUGGUAACACAACGCAAAGCUUCCAUUGGCUUUUCAAUGGUUCUAACACGAGCCUGUAUGAUGUGGAUGUGUUAACUGGUGGAUCUUUGGUCCGGGAAGGUAUCGAGGCUGGGCUCUCUCCGGAUGAGAUUCGGUCGCAGUGGGAGGUGGAUUUGCAGGCUUUCAAGAAGAAGCGGGCAUCUUAUCUUCUGUAUUGA
Molecule: messenger RNA, 1281 nt
Organism: Talaromyces amestolkiae
Lineage: Eukaryota; Fungi; Ascomycota; Eurotiomycetes; Eurotiales; Trichocomaceae
Exons: 5
Coding region: 1-1281 (426 amino acids)
Molecular function (GO): peptidoglycan beta-N-acetylmuramidase activity
Source: RefSeq, a predicted model, not a curated record